AUGUUACAUCGAACUCGAACUCGAACUCGAAAUCAACAAAGUUCAUUUCCUGAAUUAGUUGGUCAAAGUGCUCAUGAAGCAAAAUCGAUUCUUUAUACUUAUGUUCAAGGCUUGACACCAGUUCUGAUGAAACCCAAUCAACCAAUGACAAUGGACUAUCGACCAGAUCGUGUUCGUAUUAUAACAGAUCCAUCAGGACGUGUAGUUCUUCGAACACCUAUGAUUGGUUAA
Messenger RNA from Rotaria sp. Silwood2, 231 nucleotides. The record is from the annotation of a GenBank genome assembly. NCBI's taxonomy places the organism in Eukaryota, Metazoa, Rotifera, Eurotatoria, Philodinida, Philodinidae.